ACCGACUUCGGGUAGUUGCUGUGAGCUCCGGACUCCGUGACCCGAAAUCCCGGGACAGUCCUGCUCUCUUCCCUCUCUCUCAGCCCCACCAUCCGUACACGGGCCCCGGGGAGCUUCCGGCUGAUGAGGGAAUGGGAACCGAUGGAUCUCUCAGACAGAGCUGAGCUCCAGCUGUCUAAAUGCAAGGAUCGGGAACUCGGAGAAAGAGAAGAAAAUCUUUUACAUCAGCUGUUGUGAAAAUCACCUUUGUUCUGCCUCCAAUCACUAACAAGAGAAAAUCUGCAGAGAGGGCACAAUUUUAAAGUGCUUGGAAGCAGGUAACAAAUGACGAGGAAUUUAUCUACGGGAAUCUUGAACACAACAUGCCAGUUUUGCUGUCCUUGUCCAGAUAUUUAAGAAGUGGAGCAAGGGAUUCACUUGAUCGCCCGCCCGUUCAGACUGUGGGGAGGGAUUCACUCAGUCAUUUCAACUGAAGAUAUAUCAGCAAGUUCACACCAGACAAGGCCAUUCAUUUGUUCUGUGGGUGAGAAGGCAUUCAGUUGCUCAUCCCACCUGUGGACACACCAGUCAGUUUACCCUGGGCAGAGGCUGGUCAUCUGCUGAAUUUGUGGGAAAGGAUUCACUCGGUCAUCUGACACAAUGGCUCACCAGCGUGUUUACACCGGGGAGCGGCCGUUCACCUGCUCAGACUGUGGGAUGGAAUUCACUGAGUCAUCCAACCUAAUGGUACAUCAGCGAGUUCACACUGGGGAGAAGCCGUUCACGUGCUCAGUCUGUGGGAAGAGAUUCACUUGGUUAUCCACACUACAGAGUCAUCAGCGAGUUCACACUGGGCAGAAGCCAUUCACCUGCUCAGUCUGUGGGAAAAGAUUCACUGAUUCAUCCACCGUACAGAGUCAUCAGCGAGUUCACACUGGGGAGAAGCCGUUCACCUGUUCAGAAUGCGGGAAGGGAUUCACUCAGUCAUCCAAACUACAGAUUCAUCAGCGAGUUCACACUGGGGAGAAGCCAUUCACCUGCUCAGAAUGUGGGAAGGGAUUCACUCAGUUAUCCACCCUGCAGAGACAUCAGCGAGUUCACACUGGGGAGAAGCCGUUCACCUGCUCAGUCUGUGGGAAGAGAUUCACUGAUUCAUCCAACCUACAGAGACACCAGUUAGUUCACACAGGGGAGAAGCCGUUCACCUGCUCAGUCUGUGGGAAGAGAUUCACUGAUUCAUCCACCCUACAGAGUCAUCAGCGAGUUCACACUGGGGAGAAGCCAUUCACCUGCUCAGAAUGUGGGAAUGUAUUCACUCGGUCAUCCCAACUACUGGCACACCAGUCAGUUCACACUGGGGAGUGGCCGUUUACCUGCUCAGAAUGUGGGAAAGGAUUCACUCAAUCAUCCACCCUACUGACACAUCUGCGAGUUCACACUGGGGAGAAACCGUUCACCUGCUCAGAAUGUGGGAAGAGAUUCACUCAGUCAUCCAACCUGCAGAGACAUCAGCGAGUUCACACUGGGGAGAAGCCAUUCACCAGCUCAGAAUGUGGGAAAGGAUUCACUCAGUCAUCCAACCUACAGAAUCAUCAGCGAGUUCACACUGGGGAGAAGCGAUUCACCAGCUCAGAAUGUGGGAAAGGAUUCACUCAGUCAUCCAACCUACUGGCACACCAGUCAGUUCACAAUGGGGAGUGACCAUUGUUAUGAAUCCCUAGAUUUCAUUUGCUGUGGACUGUCAUUUUGAGAGA
Molecule: messenger RNA, 1733 nt
Organism: Mobula hypostoma (lesser devil ray)
Lineage: Eukaryota; Metazoa; Chordata; Chondrichthyes; Myliobatiformes; Myliobatidae
Product: oocyte zinc finger protein XlCOF6-like
Exons: 2
Coding region: 640-1680 (346 amino acids)
Biological process (GO): regulation of transcription by RNA polymerase II
Cellular component (GO): nucleus
Molecular function (GO): RNA polymerase II cis-regulatory region sequence-specific DNA binding; DNA-binding transcription factor activity, RNA polymerase II-specific
Source: RefSeq, a predicted model, not a curated record